Messenger RNA from Rana temporaria (common frog), 3381 nucleotides. It is a transcript of the gene RAD51AP2, whose product is annotated as RAD51 associated protein 2. The coding region runs from base 1 to 3381 and encodes 1126 amino acids. Gene Ontology annotation, molecular function: G protein-coupled receptor activity. The transcript is spliced from 5 exons. The record is from RefSeq and is a predicted model, not a curated record. Gene Ontology annotation, biological process: G protein-coupled receptor signaling pathway. Lineage: Eukaryota; Metazoa; Chordata; Amphibia; Anura; Ranidae. Gene Ontology annotation, cellular component: membrane.
AUGGACAGCGGAUUGAGGACUCGGGAAUGCACCCGUAAGGUAACCCCCUUGGAAGAACGUUUCCCAGGGGGGUUCCCAGAAGCGGGGAAGAGCCGAGGGAUCCCAGACGACGUGGAUCGGGGCCAUUCUGUGCAAAGCGAGCUGCACUGUGGAGCUCUUGUUUCAUAUUCCCUGGAUCGAAACCCAGCAGUUUUGCAGAAAGUCAGUGACAUGAACAGAGAAGAGCAGUCAUACACAGAAAUGAUUCGCAUAUGGCCUGGGCAGAGAGAGCGCACAAGGACGAUACAGUCUCAGCAGCUACAGCUGGGCACAAACAGAGGCACUUCAGGAGCAAUCACUGCUCAGACUAAAGAGGAAGCAAUAUGCCAGCCAAUAAACGCACAUAAUCCUUGCUCUGCAAUGUGUUACAAACCCAGCACAACUUCUCAUGCUGAAAUGAAAAUUGAAAAACAACAAAGGUUUUAUAAACAUAAUGGAAAUGAAGCCUCUGCUCUGCCAUUUAAAGUGGUUGGGUUAUCGCUAGAAAACAUUAUUGUAUCUCAAACUGACAUAAUUUGGGAAAGUUACAUUGUAGCAGCCUAUAAAACAAACCGUUUAUAUGGCAGAUUAGCCUAUGCUGAUAUUUCCACAGUUGACGGCAAAAAUGUACCCUCCUUUGCGCUGAUUCAAAAGGAAAGACAAUUUCAUGCAAGGAAUAAUCGAUUAGUUGCUGCUAAAAGUUCACGUAGACCUUGUUUUAAAGAGAGUAUACACGCAAUGAAGGAGAUUAGGGAUUGGGAGAAAGCCAGUAAAAUUGACAAUCAGAGACCAUUUAAAAGGAAGCUAUCAGUUACCCUGAAAGAAACUGAAGAAGUGAGUGCAAAACAGGCUUCCUACAAUUUCAGCAAAAGCUGUGAUACUCCUGACCUCUCCAUGCAUGUCAGUGAAAAUGAAGUCUUUGGUGGAUCAAAGAUGUUUUAUGGCCAUUUGAAAAAUUCUGACAAAUGUCUAGAAUUUGACCAGACCACAGGCUCUACUGAUCUGUGCAGUGUGGCAAAAAUAUAUCCUGUAAAACAAUUUUAUUCAGAAGAAGCUAGUUCUUCUUUAAGAAAAGUUAACACUCCACAAAUAUGUGACUGUACCAGAGAUGGUUAUGAAACAUGUAGUGUGAAAUGUAGACUGAGAUCAGUGCUGAAAGACUCUUUUCUUGGUGAAAUAGAUGUUUUCACAAGCAUUUUUAUUCCCGAGACUGACAGUACGGUUGAUUAUACUGUGCCAUACACUGCUUUGACGCAAAAAGGACACUGUAAAGCUCAGACUUAUUCUGAAGAAAGCUUUUUUUUGAAAAUGAACACAUACAGCAGGAUUAAUCCACAUGACAGUCUCUCACUGUAUCCUCAAAUGACUUCAAAUGUUAUUUUUAACAAAGGAGAUGACAAGCCCAUCAAAUCACAACGCCAAGUGGUUUUUGAAUGGGCAUCUCAUGAAAAAAGUACCAUUUCUGCAAGCAUGUUAAUAAGCUGUUCAGUUUUGCAAAAAACUGAUUUGUCAUUUAUUGAUAAGAAAAACUGUCAUUUUGGCAGUAACUUGUUUCUGUCAACAAAAAUGUCAUUUCCAGCAUUACUAAAUCACCACAGAAAGUGUAAAAAACAAUAUUUUCUUCCCAACAUCAGCACUUCAGCAGAUUCAUUCAUCGGAAUGCCUAUAAAUGACUUUGCAUAUUCUCAAAACAGAAUUUCUGAGGUAGGAUCUUUUCCACAAAAUGAAUUACAAAUCCUGCAGCAUUUUGCCAAAGCGAAUGGCGUUGAAGCCAAACAAAUGGAAAUGGAGGUUACACUUGGCGAAGAAACAAUGUUUAAAACCACUGAAAGUGCUCAUCUGGCCUAUGCAACUGCACUUAAAAAUCAAGACUUCUGUUUUCCUUCACACCUUCUGGAUGCUGCUGAGAAUUCAGAAGAAGAUACCCUGAAAAGGUUUACAGAGGCAAAUUGGAUGCAAUCAUAUCCAGAACCGGUGUUUCAUGAAAUGUUUGGGAAAAUCGGUUUGGAUAUGUAUACGGUAGAAUUACAGAAUGAUAAUUCAGCAGAAGCAAACUGUUUACUCCAAAACCAAGCCCUAUCUGAUAGCAGUAUUCCGAUGGAAAGUGAAUUUAGGAGCGGCAGAAAAGAAUGCUAUGGUUCAGCUACACUACACUUUAAUGAACUUGGUGUGUCAGAUGCAGACAGAAAAGUUUGUAAGAAAGAAGUUCAAUCUGUCUAUGAAAACAAAGAAAUUGUGCACAACUUCUUACAAGACAGCACCAUGCAUGACACAUAUUUCUGUGAAAAUAGCAUUCAAAAUGAAAGAGAACCGAAGAGGUCAGAUAUAAUUUUCAAAAAUAAGUCUAAAACUGAAGAGCACAGUGAAAGCCUGAAAUUAAAUUUAUCAAACGAAGAAAUAAACCUGAAGAAUUCAUGUUUUCCAAUUGAUACCGCCAAUGGUUUUCCUUCAGGGACCAUCUUAAAUGUAGUUACAAAGGCAGAGUAUGACAACAUAAAUGAAUUACAAGUUGAAGGGAUAUGUUCCUUCGAAAAUACAGAAAAAUCACACUGUAAUUUAAAAGAUGCUAAUUAUUCUCUAGAAGGCAAUUCUGCCAUUGGUGUUACCAACCCCAGCGCUGUAGAGCUUGCUGGGCUUACCCUUCAUGCAUUUGAAAUGAAGGCUCAGUUUGACUUGGUUCUUGAAGAGCUGAAAUUGUUCCAUUCAAUUGGACAGACUAAUGAAAACCCCUUCAUAUCAGACAACAAGAAAGGAAUAGAACAGAUGUGCAGCACUUCGGUAGAAUUGCCAGACAUAUUAACUGAGGAUUUACCCUGUGAAUCAAUAAUGGAUAGUAAUGACUGUGGGUUGAAUGACCAGACUUUGAUUCAAGUAAGAGAGCAGGAAGUACCUCAAGCAUCUUGCUCUGCUAGUUCAGGUGAUGAGGAAUCACUGUAUUCUACUGUUAAAGGAGGAAAUACUACAAAGACAGUCCUAUGGACACCAUCUUUCAUACCUUAUGGAGAGAGAACCAUUGUGCAGCACAUUGACAAAGAACUCCUACGGAGAAGUAAAGUGGUGAUCAUCGCAGUCCUGUCCAUUGUGAGGAAUGCCCUGGUCUGCUGGGCUGUGGUCAUCAACAGAACUCUAAAGAAUGGCACCAAUUAUGUCCUGAUAUUGUUGUCGGUGGCUGAUAUAAAGGUGGGCCUGCUCGCCUUUCUGUUCACCAUCAGCUUUAAGACUGAUUUCCACAGAUGCCUGCUCUUGGCCUGCCUUGUUCUGGUUCUGACCCAAAGCUCCAUCUUUGAUUUGACUAUAGACGGGUACCUGGCCAUCAAGACCCCUCUCAGGUCGGUGAAUUGUGGAGGCGCCCAGAUGGGGUAG